Molecule: messenger RNA, 1275 nt
Organism: Leptonychotes weddellii (Weddell seal)
Lineage: Eukaryota; Metazoa; Chordata; Mammalia; Carnivora; Phocidae
Source: RefSeq, a predicted model, not a curated record
AUGACAAAUUCAGAAAGGGAGAUCCAUGCAGCCCCUCAUGUGAGUGAGAAAUUAAUCCAGCUGUUUCGGAAUAAGAGUGACUUCACCUUUUUGGCCACUGUACAGCAAAAGCCAUCGACUUCAGGAGUGAUCCUCUCCAUUCGAGAGCUGGAACACAGCUAUUUUGAACUGGAGAGCAGCGGUCUGAGGGACGAGAUCCGAUACCACUAUAUGCAUAACGGGAAGCCCAGGACCGAGGCGCUUCCGUACCGGCUGGCAGAUGGACAGUGGCACAAGGUUGCGUUGUCCCUUAGUGCCUCUCAUCUCCUGCUCCACGUCGACUGCAACAGGAUUUAUGAACGUGUGAUUGACCCUCCUGAAACCAACCUUCCCCCAGGAAGCAACUUAUGGCUUGGUCAACGCAACCAAAAGCAUGGCUUAUUCAAAGGAAUCAUCCAAGAUGGGAAAAUCAUCCUUAUGCCAAAUGGAUACAUAACUCAAUGUCCGAAUCUGAAUCGCACUUGUCCAACUUGCAGUGAUUUCUUAAGCCUGGUGCAAGGAAUAAUGGAUUUGCAAGAGCUUUUGGCCAAGAUGACUGCAAAAUUAAAUUAUGCAGAGACGAGACUUAGUCAGAUGGAAAACUGUCACUGUGAGAAGACCUGUCAAGUGAGUGGACUUCUCUAUAGAGAUCAAGACUCCUGGGUUGACGGGGAUCACUGCCGGAACUGCACUUGCAAAGUAAGCCUCUUUGUAAAUAAAAAGAGUUUUUUGCUAUCUGAGAGGAUGUAUGAUAUGGUGAAAAGUACUUGGGCCUUGGAGUUCACCAGACCUAAUUUAGAACCCUGUCAUCUCUACUUACUAGCUAGAUGUCAGCUUUUUUCUUAUGUGAAAUUUUAUUCACUUCUUCUAGGUCAUAACUUCUGUGCAGAAGGCCCUAAAUGUGGUGAAAACUCAGAGUGUAAAAAUUGGAAUACAAAAGCUACCUGUGAGUGCAAGAAUGGUUACAUUUCUGUCCAGGGAGAUUCUGCUUACUGUGAAGAUAUUGAUGAGUGUGCAGCUAAGAUGCAUUACUGUCAUGCCAAUACUGUGUGUGUAAACUUGGCUGGGUUAUAUCGCUGUGACUGUGUCCCAGGCUACAUCCGAGUGGAUGACUUCUCUUGCACAGGUGAGCAUGAAGAACUCUUAGGUUAUUGUGAACAUCAGAUUGUAUAUACGAAAACAUUUAUCAUGGCACUUGCAGGCACGUGCAUCAGUCAGGAUAGGAUGUUCUGCAGUAACAACCCCAAAUAUGACUAA